Molecule: messenger RNA, 1365 nt
Organism: Dendrobium catenatum
Lineage: Eukaryota; Viridiplantae; Streptophyta; Magnoliopsida; Asparagales; Orchidaceae
Product: UPF0481 protein At3g47200-like
Exons: 2
Coding region: 1-1365 (454 amino acids)
Source: RefSeq, a predicted model, not a curated record
AUGGCCAUGAUCAAGAAUUUCUCUUCUGUGAGCAUAGAGGGGGAGAGAAGCUGGGUGAUUGAUCUAGAGGAAAAACUAACUUGCAACAAUGCAUCUAAUCUUUGCGACGAAGAGAUUCAGUGGAAGAAACCAUCUAUAUUCAGAUUGCCCGAAUUUGUAAAGAUGAUAAAGCCAGGUGUGUUCACGCCCAAGGUGGUCGCAUUAGGUCCCUACCAUCAUCACAAAAGUGAUCUGCAACCAUUAGAGUUUCAUAAGGAAAGGGCUCUCCACAACUUCCUAAAAAGGGGAGUCAAGUCCUUAAGUGUCUAUGCGAAUGUAAUGAUGGAGGUAGUGAAGGAGUUGCAAUGCUCGUAUGUUGACCUGCAGGAAGAAUGGAAGAAUCAAAAUGAUUUCAUAAAACUUAUGAUAACUGAUGGUUGUUUCAUGCUGGAAGUAUUGAGGCUUGAUGAGAAUCAUUGUAAACAUUAUGCCCCCAGUGAUCCUUUCUUUGGUUCACAUGCGAUGAAGCAUAAAGUUCCUUAUAUGAGGAGGGAUAUGUUGAUGCUCGAGAACCAACUACCCAUUUUGGUAUUCAAGAAGCUUGUUUCAAUCGAGAUGGAUGUCAAUGAAGAGGAUGCAGAACGUACUAUUACGGAACUAGUCCUCAGGUUCUUUGUGCCGCGCAUCUACUAUAACAAAGACGACCUUACAGAAUUCACAAAAAGCAUCCAUGGUUUCCAUGCCUUGGACAUCUAUCGCCGUAGCCAAUUGUUCAUUUCCACCAAGACUCCCCAGUUGCCGAUCCGAAAGACCUCUUCUUACUUAACAAACUUCGCCGUGAUGCGCUCCGCCGCAAGACAGCGUGAGGCCGGCAUUAAAUUCAAACGGAGCUGCUCCUCCGCCCUCACCACCAUCAGCUUCGACUCAAAGCACGGCGUCCUCACCCUCCCGGAAGUAACAGUGGACGACAGUACAGAAUACGUGUUCCUCAACAUGGUGGCUCUUGAGCACAUCCACGCCGAGUCGGGGAGCGAUAUUUCUUCGUAUGUUGCGUUCAUGGGAGCGCUGGUGGACUCGGCUGAGGAUGUGCAGCUGUUGCAUCGCCAUGGAAUGGUUAAGAAUGGGCUGGGCAGUGAUGAGGAAUUUGCAGACCUGUUUAAUAGGAUGAGCCAGGAGGUGAUAGUGGACCAGGGUGGAAGUUUGGGGGUUGUGCAGUGUGAAGUGGAGAAGUACUGUAAAAGAGGGUGGAAUAAAUGUUGCGCGUAUCUCCAACAUACCUACUUCAGGAAUCCAUGGACAGCGAUCUCCGUUUUUGCUGCUGCGUUUGCUAUCUUUCUUACUCUCGUCUCUACUGUCGUCUCUUUCUUGCAGUGGAAAAAUGUCUGA